UCAUUCCUUUCACUACUAGUUUCUCUAAAGGCUGUCAUUCUGCUCUAUGGGCAGGCCCGGUAUGUUCCUCAACCUGGAUUCCCAUGUUGCGUUCUGUGAUGCUUGGCCGACUGUUAACUCGAAUGUUGCCGCUAUUGGCUGCUGAUGUUAUACAGAAAAAGGAUUCUGAAUUCUUCGGCUGGCAUCGUGAGACCCAUCCUUAUUAUAGCCUUAAAGUAAAAAUCCUCAGAGCCAGAAACAUCCAUGGCUUAGAUUUACUGUCUAAAGCAGAUUGUUAUGUGGCACUGAAACUUCCUACAGCAUCCCCAUUGGUAAAAAGGACAGAAGUUAUCUAUAAUUCCAGUAAUCCAGAGUGGAACGAAACUUUUGAAUACCGUGUUCACAGUGCUGUGAAGAAUAUUUUGGAACUAACUUUCUACAACAGAGAUCUUGUGCUGAGCAGCUUAAGCAAUCAUGCCACUUCAAUUGCUUUUGAUACAGGAAAUAUUGCCCCAGGAGAGGUUUUGAAGCAUACAUUUGUUCUAAAUUCUCAGGUGGAAAGAGCAGAAUUGGAUGUUGAAUUUUCCUUAGAAGAAAGUCCACACACACCUUCUGAGGUUGUUACCAAUGGCGUUCUUGUGGCACCUUCCUGUCUGAGUAUUGAAGGAACAAUCAAUAAAAGUAAGAUGACUCCAUGGCUAAUGAAGGAGAACUGCCAAAUCAAAUUAUCUGUACCAGGGUCCUUUGAAAACCAGUUAUCAACAUUUUGUGAUGCUGCCUCAGAACAACAGCGGAAGAUUCCAUUCAUUUUCCAUGUAAGCAAAGACAUUUUCCCCACAUUGAACCUGGAAUUGCUGCAAACAACAGCUAUGCUCGAGGAAGGAUGGAGUGAAGAUUUACAUAUGAAGACUACAGUCAUAGGGAAUGGAACUAUUCCAAUUUCUGAACUUCCCCUUGGGAAGGAAGUGGAAUUGACUGUUCCCUUAGGACAGGGGCAAGUUGUGGAUUUGACUGUGAAAGCUGAAGAAAGAAAGAGUCCAUUUGAUAUGGAGGUACGCCUUGGUUCUGGCCUCUCUAGAGGAGAGCGAAACUUUUUGGAAAGGAGAAAAGAAAUAAAUGCCAAUACUCUCAAGAAAUUAUUUGAUCUGCAAGUGGCCCCCAAGAAAGAUCAGGUGCCUGUAGUGGCUGUUGUAGCAUCCGGAGGAGGGAUGAGAGCAAUGACAGGGUGUUAUGGCAACUUGUUUGGCCUGCAGCAGCUGGGCUUCUUAGAUGUCCUGACAUACCUUUGUGGCAUCUCAGGGUCUACUUGGUGUAUAUCCACACUCUACAAAAAUUUUCACUGGUCAAAAAAUAAUCUUCAGGAUGCAAUUAGCAAUGCCCAGAAUAUUGCGACAAGGUCAAAAGUUGGAGCAUUUUCUGCAGAACAAUUGGCGUAUUACUUCCAGGAAUUAAUUGCCAAAGAGAAAGAAGGAAAGUCAGCCACACUUGUUGACUUAUGGGGACUCAUCAUAGAAUAUAUCCUAAACAAUAAGAAGGAUCCAACCAAGUUGUCUGAUCAACAAGAAGCUGUCAAGUGGGGGCAAAACCCUUACCCUAUUUAUGCAGCUCAGAAUGUGAGGACUAAUGUGAAAUCCCGUGAAUUUACAGAAUGGUGUGAGUUUACACCUUAUGAAUUUGGUUUUUAUAAAUAUGGAGCUUUUAUCUGCACAGAAGACUACAAUAGUAAAUUUUUCAUGGGUUUUCUGCUUGAGAAACAUGAGGAACCCAGGAUCUGUUUCCUCCAAGGAAUUUGGGCAAGUGCAUUUGCUGCCAACAUAGAGGACAUCUGGGAAGAAACAAUGGCUUUAAAUGUGAAUUUCACAGAAUCUGUGAAAGGUGCCAUCAAAAUUGUAGAUGAACUCUGGGGUUCUCAGUCCUUGGACUCUUCCCUGAGACAAACCCAGAUGAUCAUGCCAGGAGGAGCCUUUACGCAGUUGUUUUACAGUUUAUUUAAGUCACGAAUUACUACUGGGGAAAACUUCAAUUUUCUGCAAGGGUUGUAUCUCCACAAGGAUUAUACCAAUGAUAAAGAAUUUGUAGCUUGGAAAGAGACUCACCUGGAUGCAGUACCCAAUCAACUGACCCCUGGAGAAAAGAGUCUGCACUUGGUUGAUGGGGCAUUUGCUAUCAACUCUCCAUUUCCAUUGGUCCUCCAGCCUGAGAGAGAUGUGGACAUCAUCUUAUCAUUUGAUUAUUCCUGGAAAUCUCCUUUUGAGGUCUUGCAUCAGGCUCAGAUGUACUGUGAAGAAAGAGGAAUUCCUUUUCCACACAUUACUGUCACAGAUAAUGAUCGAAAAAACCCAAAGGAAUGUUACGUGUUUUUGAAUGCUGACAAUCCAAAGGCUCCCAUAGUGGUUCAUUUCCCACUGGUGAACAAAACAUUUAAAAAAUACAAAGCACCGGGAGUAAAACGUGAACCGGAAGAGAUGUCAUUUGCAGAUUUUCAUCUAUAUACAGAUGAUUCUCCUUAUGGUUCCACAAAGCUCACCUAUGAGCCAAUGGAAUUUGACAGAUUGCUGCAACUGAGCUGUUACAAUGUAAUGAAUAACAAGGAUGCUAUUUUAAAAGCUCUUCACCUGGCCAUGAAGAGAAGGAAGUUCAAGAUAGCAAACAAAAAAUGAGAUGCAGCCAGGUUACUGGGGAACAGAAUAUUAGAAUGUUGUAGUAAAUGAAAAAGGAUAUGCAACUCAUUCUCAAGACACCUUACAGCUUUGAUAGUUAUCUUAUAAGCCAAAUGUACCAGCAAGAUUGGUCAACAGAAGCUUUUGAUUAAAAUGUUUUCAUAUGUA
Molecule: messenger RNA, 2807 nt
Organism: Anolis carolinensis (green anole)
Lineage: Eukaryota; Metazoa; Chordata; Lepidosauria; Squamata; Anolidae
Product: cytosolic phospholipase A2 zeta
Exons: 21
Coding region: 84-2639 (851 amino acids)
Biological process (GO): glycerophospholipid catabolic process
Cellular component (GO): ruffle membrane; vesicle; cytosol
Molecular function (GO): calcium-dependent phospholipid binding; calcium ion binding
Source: RefSeq, a predicted model, not a curated record